Molecule: messenger RNA, 1455 nt
Organism: Paramacrobiotus metropolitanus
Lineage: Eukaryota; Metazoa; Tardigrada; Eutardigrada; Parachela; Macrobiotidae
Product: 4-hydroxyphenylpyruvate dioxygenase-like protein
Exons: 5
Coding region: 399-1352 (317 amino acids)
Biological process (GO): aromatic amino acid metabolic process
Molecular function (GO): 4-hydroxyphenylpyruvate dioxygenase activity
Source: RefSeq, a predicted model, not a curated record
AUAACAGCAAGCGAUUUCGACCCCGCAGCAUUGGGGAAUCAGUCUUAAGUCGAAUCUAUAAAUACGUACUGUAAGUCAUCGGUAAGUACUUAAUUCUUAAGAGGUACGGUACCUAAUACUUACCUAUGAACAUUUCGCAUACCUAACGCACAGACGCAGUAUUACAAUUUCCGCGAAGGUUGGCAAGAAUAGUUUUUUCUAGCUAUUCAAAACGAAAAUGCUUACUGUAUAUCCGCUUCCUGCGAAAUUUUUGCGUUGAUUAUUGGGGAGAUUAAUAUCUUUUCCCUGUGUAGGAUAUCUUAUGGGAUAGCGCGAGUACUCUGUAGUGUUUGUAAUACUCUGCAUUGCAGUACUAACCGCACACUCUUUUGGCGCGAACUGAACAGGAUAGGCUGUUUAUGGCUGCUCUUCAUCACCUGGAAUUACUUGUUCGCGAUGGACUGCGCUUUGUACGUCAGAUGAGCGAGCAGUACAGCUUGCGGGCGUUUGCGCGGCGGGAAACCACGUUCGCCUCACAAUGGGUGCUUGGUUCUGGAGCGGCGACCUUCGUAAUCACCGAGCCGAAGACCGUGCGCUCGGGACAGUUUCCUGGCGAACAUGUCGGUCUGCAGUUGCAACAGGAGAAACUGCAUCGAGGAAUCGACACGGUUUUCGAUGUUGCUGUGUGCGUCAAGGAUGUUGACCGAAUACUGAAGAACGUGGCUGCAUUGGGAGGCGAAGUGUUAUUACCGAAGACAGUUUAUCGUAGCGACAAUGGUACCUGUGAGAUGGCUGUGAUAAAGUCGUGCACUGGAAAUGUGGUGCACACGUUGGUCAACCGCGAAAGCUAUCGCGAUUCCUUUCUGCCUGGGUUCUCUUCUAUUUGUGAUAAUGAUAAUAACGACGAUCCGACCGAAAUGGUCCACAUCAAACGUAUUGAUCAUGUCACGAUUGUGUGUAGACGCGGGGAUCUGGAUCGAGUGCUCAACUGGUACCAGAAUGUUUUCGGUUUCUCAAGAUUUUUUAUGAAUAGAUCCGAAGAUGAGGAUGAAGGUUUUGUGUUGGACGGGGAAAUCGGAUUGCGGCUCAAAGCAAUGGAAUACUUCAAAUGUGCGGAAACGAUGCUAUCCAGUGAUCCAAGCGAUGAAACAGCUCUGCGGCUGGUUAUUGCUGAAUCUAUGCCUGGUCACGAUGCGAAUACUAACCAAGUGGAAUCGUUCAUUGACCAACACGGAGGACCCGGCGUCCAACACGUGGGAUUGUACACUGACGAUAUCGUCGGGACAGCCAGCUUAUUUAAAUCUCGCGGUGUCCAGUUGCAAGUGCCGCCCGUCAUGUAUUAUUCUCAUUUUGCAUUUUUGGCAGCUGGCUAAAUUAAAAGAAAUUGAGUCAUCCGGCGAGAAUCUGUCGGUUUUACGGGAACACGGUAUACUGCUAGAUAGCGAGGCCGAUCCGAGGAGUGGCAGUGACGAAAGG